AUGCCAAACCUUCCAUGGGAAAUUCUCAACCCUAUUAUCCGGUCUUUGGACCCUUUCCAGGCAAAGAAAGCGGCAAAUGCAUUAUCUUUCAUUGACGAAGAUGAAUCCCAUCGCCUCUGGAGGACGAUAUUCAAAGAUGAUGCCUGGAUUAAAAUGGCUCUUAACUGUGGUUCCGAUCCCGUACUCAUUGGGGCUAACCUCCGAACCGUUACAAAUUCAUGCCAAGCAAAGAAAGGAGGGAAACCGCUCUACAUAGUGCUUCGGGCGAACGACUGGUCUGGUGACACCCGCUACGCCGGCGUUACGUCCUUACGACGAAGUCUACGAACGGACCAUUGCUAUGACCAAAAAAAUCACGAAGUGACUCUGCCAAAGCUCAGCUGGUAUAAUACAGCUAACAAGAAGAUCACCGUUCCUAAAAUCAAACUCAAUGUCAAAGACAUAGUCUUCGGCGCGGAGAUAAUGGAGUUGAAGGGCAAAACUACCCGAAAGUUGUUUGAACAGAAUCCCCUUCGGUCGAACUUCUGCUUUUACUCGAGUGGAAAUAUUUGCACGCUAGCAAGUCCAAACAUUGUUGGCGUGGGAGGAUCAAUCUCCCAGCGAGAUGCCCUUACACCCAUUUGCGUGUUGAACCUCCCAUCCUCUAGGCAUCAGGGAAAGACAUGGCAGUUCACUAUUGAAACACCGGGGUGUCCACCAGUCAAGCCAAUCCUGAAAAACGGAAAAUCAGGACCAAUUGUUGAAUACAGAUACUAA
Penicillium arizonense is the source of this 756-nucleotide messenger RNA. RefSeq lists its product as uncharacterized. Lineage: Eukaryota; Fungi; Ascomycota; Eurotiomycetes; Eurotiales; Aspergillaceae. The transcript has a single exon. The record is from RefSeq and is a predicted model, not a curated record. The coding region runs from base 1 to 756 and encodes 251 amino acids.